AUGGCAGUUCUUCCUCUUUCCUCUGCAGUGGAUCGCGCGGAGAAUUGGGACGAGGACUUUGAGCUCCAGCAGAGUGGUCAAUCUCGUGCCGACGCACACCCGGAAAUGCGUCUCAUGGACGUCACUAAAUCGCCACUGAAAGACAGGAAGAAUACCGUCCAGCACUGUGCAGACGCGGGACCGUCUAUGCCCAUCAGACGUUUCAGCGAGCAGGUAGAGAACUGGGACGACGAUUUUAGAGAUAAUACAGAUUCGCCGGUCCGCCGCUUGUCGCACCAGCGGCAGGACGCACAGGAGGCCGAGAACUGGGAUGCUGACUUCGAAGAGGAUAGACACGGGCAGUCCCCUCCACGGAAAGGGAGCCGACAGGAUACGUGGGCCUCGUCUGACGAGGAGGAUGAUUACAGGUUUGCGGAUAGAGAGGAGGAUCGCACAGUCACCUCUCGUACGCGCGGUGCUCCCCUCACCAUCCCUGACAUUCCUCCAGUUCCACCACUCCCAUCCCCAUUUCCUCGCUCUCCCACCGUCUCUGUUUUUUCUGUGCCCCCAUCGUCCCAUGGUCAUGAUGCGUACUCAUACUCCUCGACUGCUCCUCUUGCCCUUCGACCGACCAUCUCCGGUGGUAGCUCUGCGUUCGCCCUCUUGCCCCCAAGUCCGCCUAUUCACCGCGAACGGCGGAGGCUGCGCAAGAAAUCCCGUCCGACUCCACAUACUAACGAUAUAUUUGAGCUUGAUGAUCGCGCGGAGAAUUCUGUUCCGCGUCCAUUGCCGCCAUCUCAGCCGUCUACGCCAGAGAAGAAGCCCAGCCCAGGGCUUCCGUCUCCUGACGAUUCUUCCGCUGAUCACCACCCAUCCACGUCCACAUUACUGAAGACACCGCUGCUCUCACGCAUCGGUUCGGUAGGCAAGAAGUGGAGCACAGCGCGCAAGAAGCGAGCGAGUACCGGCCCGUCCGAGGUUACGCUCAGUGAGCAGCGCGCGCACGAGCACGAUGCUCCGCCUCGGCCACCUUCUCAGCUCUCGUCGUCCCCACCGUCCGCCAAGAGCAGCUGGUUUUUUCGAAGUGGUGGCGCAGGCCCCGGGCCAGGCUCGCCACCCGCCCACACGUCGGCUCUGAAGCAUGAAUCCAGCAUGGACAGGCUCCUCUCCCUAGCAGGCCUCGACCGCGUUCCUCAAACGCCCUCGCGCAAGCGGGACGAGCGCGCUGCAGGAAGUCUCCCCCGCGAGUUGCGCAGCGCCGCGAACGGGAACGAGGUCCGGUCGGCGAUGCUCUUCGGUGGAGCGCGCCGGCCGGUAUCUAUGCAGGUGACAAACUCUGCGAGCUCUAGCUCGAGCUGGGGUUCGAGGGGCUCAAGACCGCCUGUCCCGCGCCAUGCGUCGUAUGGACGCAGCAUGGUCAAGCGUCCCGCAACGGCUGAUAGCAGGUCAAGCUCGAAGGCGCGCUCUGUCUCGGCAUCCGCCUCAGCCAGCGUGGAAGACCUGGACGUCAACGAGAUGCCAGCAAGGAUUAGUGAAGGGAAGAAGGAUGGCAUUCAGGCAAAGGGUAAGGGGAAAGAAAAGGAAACGGAGAAGCACCAGGGGAGCCGUAGUUUUAUGGGUGGAAUGCGGCGACUCAGCCUGGUAGGCAGCAACAAGCACUGGCGGAGCAAGACCUUGAUGCAGACCCCCGACCGCAAGGAACCACACACACCUUCAAGCCCGAAAGUUCGGGCGUUUCCCGACGAGGAUCAGACUACUCCGCGCCCACCGUCGCGGGUAGUGCGCCGCUCGCAGGACGCGCUGCUCCCACCGCUAGAGCUCCAGCCCGCAGCACCCUUACGCCUUCCACCGAGCGUGUCGGCGCCUGCGAGUUCGACCAUUGAGUCCCUCUUCCACCCGCAUCCCUUCCUCGAAGCCUCUCGUUCCCAUCCAGCGUUGUCGGCCAAAUUUACCGCAGAACCCCCACUGUCUAGUCCUCCACCAUCACCUUUGGCAUCGCCACCUAGACCGAAGGUCCCAUCCUCGCCACCGCAAUCCGCUUCACUCGGUCGUGCCGCGCAACCGCCGAAGGAGCAGGCGAAUAACAAUUCGAUGCCUCCCCGGCGCAAUUCCCUGGGCGAUCUCAAGAUACCGGCGAGGAUCAGUCAGGCGCAGGUCAGUCUGCGUCGUGACUUGGGAAUGGUGAGGGAAUUUGCGGCCAGCAUUGAACAGCUCAAGCAGCUUCAAGACGCGUACAACACCCUCGUUGGCGAAGUUCAUGAGCUCAUCGAAAGUUCUCAGCCCGCACCAUCUCGCGCCAUCUCCCCCACGUUCUUCAAUCUCCCGCAACCCAUCUCUCGCAUGCGUUCCAGCACAAAUCCAACGCCCAUUCCGCAAUACAACCGUCGCGAACUUAGUGUCGCUUUCCAGCUCAUCGAGACGAAAUACCAGAUUCCUUGGGAGUGUGUGGAAUUGCUCAUCGACCUCGGCAGUGGCGCCCCCGUUGCUACCAUAUCUCCUACCCCGUCCUCGCAGUCGGUUCCGCCCAUGACAUCUCCCGCCGCCACUGAUCCUAAGAAGAGUCGUGAGCGCGCAAUCACGCUGGCCGGAGACGAGUCUAAGCCUGCCGUUCCAUUACCUGCCGACACCUUGACGUCGCCUAUCGCGAACCCGCCUAGCCCUGCACAGUGGCGCGCAUCGACUGGUCGGCACGACCUGACUCAGCGCCAGUUACUCCUGCUCCGUGAGUUGCUCAAUAACCCAGAUUCAUCGACGUACCUGAGCGCGGAGCCGCACAUAUCGGAAGAGGAGAUCGACCGCAAUUGGCGAUGGGGGGAUGCCAUGAACAGUACCAUCACCCUACCGAGCGAGGAGUCAGUGCAGUCCGGGUCUGGCGCAUUGAACGGCAAGAAACGACGCCUCGGUAUGCGGAAACUUAGGGAUAUUCUCAAGUCCUUGAAGAGAAGCUACUCCGAGCGGCCGUCCCCACUCCCGCCUGUUCCUGUGUCGUCGACGUCAAUUCUGGCAAGCACCGAGUCCUCUCUCGACCUACCCCGAGAGCAUCAAUCUGACUCCGUUCAGCGACGCCGCGCGAGGACCAGUACCGGACCAGAGUCUAUGAAGUCCUCUCGAGAACAGCACCCUAAUUCGCCGUAUGCCACGUCUGUCUCGCUCAAGCAUCGGUCAUCGCCUCGCCGCCCGUCCCUAGCUUCCAUCUUCCGUCUCGGCCAGAAAAGCAAGUCCUCUCAAAGUACGGGACAAUCCUCUGACGAUCUCAAGCACCCGAGCAGCGGCUCGGAGCAUGCAAGUAGUUUACGGGUUGCGGAUGAAGAGGAGGACUGGGAUCGCGUCGAGGCGAUCUCAGAGAUGAAUCACGCAGGACGAGCGCCUUCAGACGGUGCGGCGACGGUGAGGGGAAAGACGCACCGGUCGCCUUAUUCGCAGCAUCACCAAGAGCCGUUUCCGGGGGGCUCUCCGUCUGUGUCGCAGACAUCGCUGAACGUGCAGCCGUCCCCGCACAGAAGUGCCCCCGCAGGCCAUUUCCAUUUGCUGCCUACGCGGUCGCCUAAGUUAUCGAAUGUCCGGGAACUCGCUGAGCACGGUACGCCUCCAGAGCCACGGCCAUCGUCAAGGAGCACAAACCACGCGCCCACACCCAGUCCCAGUGCGAGAUAUAGGCCGUUUCGCAGCCGCAUGAGUGGCCCGUCGGGGUCUGUGCGUUCGGCGCCCCCUCAGGUGUUGGCGCACCACGGUCCAGGUAUUAUACUUGGUACGCUACCCGAGUCGAGGCUGUCUAUGACCCCGGAGAACAUCCAACCGUUGUUGGAGAAUGCGCGGGAGGUGCAUGCACGGUGCAGCGAGUGCAUCAUCGAGCUUCAGGCUCUGCUGACUGUGAAUGGUGGGCCGGCUCAGUCGCAGAUGCGUUGA
Molecule: messenger RNA, 3885 nt
Organism: Sparassis crispa
Lineage: Eukaryota; Fungi; Basidiomycota; Agaricomycetes; Polyporales; Sparassidaceae
Exons: 3
Coding region: 1-3885 (1294 amino acids)
Biological process (GO): regulation of mitotic cytokinesis
Molecular function (GO): GTPase activator activity
Source: RefSeq, a predicted model, not a curated record